UGGCUGCCGCGUGCGCCCCGAACGCCCACACGCUCUUGGCGCAAUGAGUGCCUGCGGCGGGCGCUGCGAGACGGUGGCGCACUGCGCCCACGCACCGGCAAGGGCUUCCGGGCGGCGCUCGAGGCCGGCCGGCAGUGUGGCACGCGCAUCGGUGCCCUUAGGGGCCGGCCGCCGCACAAGCGAGGCGAGAGGCUGAGCGCCGCUGGCUAUAUAGAGGCAGCGCUGUGGAGCAACGGCACACGCUGGCCCACCCUUCCCUUCGCUCUUCCACCCUUUUGUCCUCCAUCUUUCUACCCCGCCAUGCUUAGCAUGCACGACUGCACGGCGCUGGCGCUGGCGCUCGUGUGCGCCGCAUGCCUCUUUGCCGCCGGCCUGCGCGCCGGCUCGCUGCCGUGGUUCGGCGAGGUGUGGCACAUGCGGCGCAUCAAGGGCUUCGCGGCAAUGCGCUUGCCACAGCUGCUGGCGCCGGCGCAGCACGGCGUCGUGCGCGUGCGCGUGCUCGGCAAGCCGCUCGUCGUCGUCGCGGACCCGCUGGCGAUGGACGGCAUGACGCGCGGCAGCGAGCGCCGCAACUUUAGCCUCGAGGCCUUUCGCCACGAGCGGCACUUUGACGAGCGCAUCCAGGGCUGCUCCGCGGCAGGCGCGCGGCCCGAGGUGGUCGUGGCCGUCGCGGCGCUGUACAGCCAGGGCAUGGGCGGCAACAAUGGCGCGUCCAUCUGCGACUCGCUGUACGAGCUCACUACGGAGCGCUUCGCCUCGCACCCGCCGCCGCAAGGCCGCUCCGACCUGCGGGACUGGAUCGCGCGCACCAGCUUCAUCAUUGCAAAUACGGCCAUCUUCGGGCGCAACUUCCCCGCCACCGCCGCGUACGACGACUUUCUCGCGUUCGACGAGCACUUCUUUGCCCUCUCGCGCGGGCGGCGGGCGCCGGCGGGCACGGCGGCGCGCGAGCGCCUCGUGCGUUUGAUGAACCGCUACCUCGACGAGCACCUCGUGUCGGCGACGGCGCUCGUGCGCGACCUGCACGAGAAGCUCGCGAGCGAGAAGUAUGCCGUGUCGCGCGACGACAUUGCGCGGCACCUGAUGAUGCUGCUCUGGGCGGGCGCGAGCAACCUGGGCUUUGCCACGCUGUGGCAGACGAUCUUUGUCGUCAACGACGCCGAGUCGCUGCGCCGCGUGCGCGCCGAGACGUGUCCGACGUCGAGCCGCCCGUCGUUUGUGUUUGACUCGCAGGACAUGUCGUCGUGCCCGAACAUCGUGACCAUCGCCGACGAGACGCUGCGCUACCAGGCAUCGUCGAUGUCGUGGCGCAUGUGCCUCAAGGACACGCUGCUGCCCUGCGCCGACGGCUCGGUCUUCCACGUGCGCAAGGGCGAGAUGGUCUGCGGCAUUCCCUACUCGUGGCACCACUCGGCGGCGCUGUGGACGCAGCCGCAUGCCUUUGCGCCCUUCGACAACUUUCCCGCCGGGCGGCCGCGCGGCGACUCGUACAGCUCCGUCUCGCGCUCGCGCGGCAACUCGUACAGCUCGAUGUCGCGCUCGCGCGGCGACUCGCUCAGCUCCGAGUCCGGCGCGCUGCUCGACGGCAAGGCGGCGCUGCAGCGCUUCCACCCGUGGGGCGGCGGCGCGACCAUCUGUCCCGGACGCCGCGUCGCCAUCACGCACAUGCGCGUCUUCCUCGCGACCUUCUUCGCCACGUUUGACGUCGUCGACGCCGACGCCGUGCCGCCGGGCAACUGGGCGACGAAGACGGGGCCGGGCAUCGUCGUGCCGGCGCGCGAGUGGUGCGCCACACUUACCAAGCGCGCAUAGCCCCAGUGCGCUGUGCUGUGGCCCUGUGCUGUGGCCCUGCGCUGCGACAGGACUCGCACUCCCAGACCCUCUCGCGUGACUCGUUCAAUUCAGACGCUGGCCGUCGCCU
Molecule: messenger RNA, 1921 nt
Organism: Tilletiopsis washingtonensis
Lineage: Eukaryota; Fungi; Basidiomycota; Exobasidiomycetes; Entylomatales
Product: cytochrome P450
Exons: 6
Coding region: 301-1812 (503 amino acids)
Molecular function (GO): heme binding; steroid hydroxylase activity; oxidoreductase activity, acting on paired donors, with incorporation or reduction of molecular oxygen
Source: RefSeq, a predicted model, not a curated record